CAUCGCCCCCUUCAGUUGCGCCUGCCUGGCAGUUUCAGUUCGUUUCUUUCGGGUCGUGUUUCCUCUGCGAGCGAGUGAGAUCGAGAGAGAACACAGCGAUCAAGUAAGGAAUGGAGAACGUGACGGGGCUUCUCCGGGUGAGGGUAGUGAGGGGCGUCAACCUCGCCAAGCGUGAUGCUGGAGAUAGCGACGCCUACGUCGUCGUCCUCAUGGGCGAUCAGAAAUUGAAGACCAAUGUAAAAAAGAAUAGUCUGAAUCCAGAGUGGAAUGAAGACUUGAACUUUUGUGUCUCAGAUCCCACUCAACCACUUAAGAUUGAAAUUUAUGACAAAGACACGUUAACCCAAGAUGAUAAGAUGGGCGAUGCCGAGUUGGAUAUACAGCAAUUCAUGGAAGCUGUCAAGAUGGGUUUGGCAGAUCUUCCGAAUGGUUUCGUGAUUGAAACUAUGAGGCCAAGUCAACAAAACUGUCUAGCUGGAGACAGCACUAUUACUUCGAAAGAUGGUGCGAUUGCUCAAGAUGUUGUCCUUCAACUCAGAAACGUGGAGAGUGGCAAGGUGGAGCUGCAGCUGCUGUGGCUUAGCGUUCCCUGCGCGCCAGAUUUCUAGCAUGUGUUUUCUGCAGGUUUACACUUCCCUCUUCAAUUGUUAUCCAGGAUUUGUCCUCUCUCUCGAAGCUCGAGACUAUCCUUCUGAUUUAUGCGCAAUAAGGACUCGAGUCGUGCUAAACUCAACUUUCUUUUCACGUUAUAUAUUUGUUUGUUAUUUAUUA
Musa acuminata AAA Group (dessert banana) is the source of this 771-nucleotide messenger RNA. Its product is annotated as protein C2-DOMAIN ABA-RELATED 7-like. The record is from RefSeq and is a predicted model, not a curated record. Bases 111 to 608 code for a protein of 165 amino acids. The transcript has 3 exons. NCBI's taxonomy places the organism in Eukaryota, Viridiplantae, Streptophyta, Magnoliopsida, Zingiberales, Musaceae.